AUGAGUGAAAUCAAUCAAACUCACAGGCAACUUGGCAAGAACGGUCCCACCCUACCUGCUUUGGGAUACGGGGCGAUGACGAUUGAAGGGGGGUAUGGAGGUAGUGGGACGGAAGAGGAAGCGUUUGAGAUCCUCAGAGUAGCUGCCGACGAGUGCAGGCUGAUAGAUACCUCGAACAUCUAUGGAUUACCACAGGGACGUAACGAAGAACUGAUCGGCAAACUGCUCAAGGACCCACAAUUCCGUGCCAAAGUGUUCAUCUGCACAAAGUUUGGCAUCAAUCUUGAGCCUAAGGAAGGCGCACUAUCUAUGACUGCCAAAGGCUCACCACAAUAUGUUCGUGAAUGUUGUGAAGCGUCGCUCAAGCGCCUGCAAGUUGACUACAUUGACCUGUACUAUCAACAUCGUGUACGUCAUAUGUCGGCUUUACCUUCAACCAACGCUCUGCAGGUGGAUCGUUCCAUCCCAAUCGAAGAAACCUGGGGCGAGCUCAAGAAGCUAAAGGAAGAAGGCAAGGUCAAAUAUCUCGGAAUCUCAGAAGCUACUGUAGAAGAGAUCCGGCGUGCUCAUGCCGUCACACCGAUAAACGCUUUGCAAAUUGAGUUUUCUCCGUUCACGCCCGACAUCCGUAACAAUGGUAUUCUCGACACCUGCCGUGAACUCGGCAUCGCCAUAGUUGCUUAUAGCCCUCUGGGACGAGGGAUGGUUACUGGUCAAUACACCUCGCCAGAUCAAUUUGAACCCAACGACUAUCGCCGUUAUUUCCCUCGCUUCCAAGGCGAAGCGUUCAAGGAGAACAUGAAGCUUGUGGAAGCGAUAAAAGUUAUCGCAAGCAAGAAAGGGGUUACACCGAGCCAGUUGACUCUUGCCUGGGUCCUCGCGCAAGGGGAUGACUUUUUCGCAAUUCCUGGCACAAAGAGCCUUUCCAGACUCAAGGAUAAUAUUUCUGCUACCUCCAUUCGGCUUUCGGAUGAGGAGAAACAAGAGAUUGAUAAUGUCAUCGAACGCAUCACAGUCCUGGGCGCAAGGUAUAGCGGGAGUGGUAAUGAUCUCUCCGGAUUUUGA
Molecule: messenger RNA, 1065 nt
Organism: Serendipita indica DSM 11827
Lineage: Eukaryota; Fungi; Basidiomycota; Agaricomycetes; Sebacinales; Serendipitaceae
Source: the annotation of a GenBank genome assembly